This is a messenger RNA of Coprinopsis cinerea okayama7#130, 342 nucleotides long. RefSeq lists its product as hypothetical. Bases 1 to 342 code for a protein of 113 amino acids. The transcript is spliced from 5 exons. The record is from RefSeq and is a predicted model, not a curated record. Lineage: Eukaryota; Fungi; Basidiomycota; Agaricomycetes; Agaricales; Psathyrellaceae.
AUGGCGUCAUCGCACCUUUCCUCCGCCGUUACCUCCUUCAAUAUGUCGCAGCCUCAAUGGAAAUCACCUCUCGAAGGAUACGAGAAUUUGCCGCCCCUGCCUGACACCAUCAACCCCGAUGGAAAGUCGCUGUACAAUCCACCCACUGACAAGCUCUCGGACGCCUAUGCCAACUUCCAAAAGCCGAUAGAUUCGUCGAAUAAUGGGUUUGACUUUCAUAUUUACUACAGAACUGAAGAUGAAGCAGAGACCAAGUUUGCGAGGGAACUUCAUGAAAGGAUAAGACGAGAGUUUCCCGAGAUCCGGAUAUACAAGUUCUGGGAUCGUGCUGUCGUGUUCUGA